UAUCUCCUCAACAGGGACAAGGAGGGCGACAAUGGCGUGAGGAUUAAAAAACAAAUUGGAGACAGGCCAUAAUUAAAUUGAAGAUUUCAAAACUAAAAUUAUUCAUUUCUCCAUCUGAAGAUUUCUUUUAUUAAUUCCCCCUCCCAUUGGAAAGAAGAGAUUAAGUAUAUGAUGUAGACGUUUUUUUAUUUUAUUGGGGUCGAUUCGUCAGCCGAUUGAUUUGAACUUUGCUCGACUUGUGGGAAAAUGAGCGAUUUCUGAUUGCUGAGUUUCGGCCGGGGUCUCCUCCUCCGACGUCGUACAAGUUUCAAGAUUAUGAUUAGGUCACUAACCGUUUUGGGGAGAAUUAACAAUAAUGCCAACUCUAGCCAAAAGUAAGAAUCAGCAGCCGCCAGACGACGAGCUCUUAAUCUCAACAUCUAAUCGUCAUUGGUGGCAGAGUCCUGGGAACAAUGACAUGCCUUCUUCUGGACAGGAAAACGGUUCUGUAAGUCCGGGAACUCUUCACCAGCAAAGCACUUCUGAAGGGAUUGCCAAGGACAAAGAAACUGAUGCAACUCUUCGAUCUGAGUUAUUAAGCAGAAGCAUUAACAAUGGACAUGAACAGCGGGCUGCCCGUGAUGCAAAUUCGCAAAUGGAACUUGUCGGCCAUUCCGUCAUGUUGGCGCCAUAUCCAUACUCCGAACCACAAUAUGGAGGAAUCUUCACUUAUGGGGCUUCGGUUAAUCCUCAAUUCCUUGGGUAUCAUUCGGCAAGAAUGCCAUUACCUCUUGAAAUGGAAGAAGAACCCGUCUAUGUGAAUGCGAAACAGUACCAUGGGAUUUUAAGGCGAAGACAAAUCCGAGCAAAAGCAGAGCUGGACAAGAAAAUAGUCAAAAACAGAAAGCCUUAUCUUCACGAAUCCCGACACAAGCAUGCGAUGAGGAGGGCAAGGGGCUCUGGCGGGCGUUUCCUCAACACUAAGAAUUCAAACAGCGAAACCAAAAGUUCCGAAGAGAAAUCAAAGUACGGUCCACCCUCUCCUACGUCAUCUGCAAACAUGUCUAGCAAUAGCAACAUGUUAUCUGAACAACAAGACAACAAGUCCAAUACACAUCAAGAAAUGCGUAAAGAACAGAUCCACUCGGACGAGUUUGGCAGCAUCCAUGACCUGAAGUUAUACUAUUCGCAGCAGCAGCAGCUGCCGGCCCGGAGAGAUCACAACGACCCACAUUUCAGUGACAGUAACUGGAACUUUCUGGUGACCCAAUCUCCGCAGGGGCCUGCCUCCGGCAACUGAGAAGCUAUCUAGUUGGGUGGGUGCAUCGAAAGCCACCCGGGAUAGCUUCUUCUGGCAUGAAAUCUUUUUCUGUCAGGCAAUUCAUUCUUGGCUUGGUUACUUUGUGUCUCUUGAAGGGAUUGGGAGUGGUUCUUUAGUUGGGACUUGUUUGCCAUUCUUGGCUGUUUCGUCCCGUCCCGUCCCGACUGUAAGUUUACGACAUUUGUGAUUACUGUUGUGUGCCCGAUUGUGUGUAAGCAUGGACAAGAAGUGUUUGCUGCUUAUUACUUUGUUACUGGUAUUUACUGUCUGUUUCGUUUGUUGUGUACUAAAAGCUAUGGCUUUUUAUUAUGAUCGAUCAUAUGUAUUGCUCCAUUUGCCUUUAGUUGUUGCUUCUUGCAUUUUUGUUGUUUGGUAGUUAAGAAAAUUGAUUCCAACACCAGAAGAUUAUGCAAUAAUUGUGCAAGAAAAUUCUGUUGGGAAAAGUUUGGUGUCUGAAUUUUCAAUUUUAAAACUACAUGGGCGUUUAUGAAAUUUACCUUGAAAAUAAGGGGCAGUGAAGAAAGGGCAAAACCAAUAAUAGAGAACCAGAAACCCUAAUUGCAGCUCUCGGGGGAGUAGUCUCUUCCACAGUUGCGAUGUCCUUCCUCGCUGCUUCGCCAUGGAAAACUCCCCUCUUUCUCUGGAAAUGCGUGCUCGAUUCUGCGUUUUGGUACUCUUUUUUCCAUGCUUGAUGUAUGAAUAAGUGAGCCUCAGUUUUGCGCUGCAAUUUCGGUGAAAUUCUGGCGAUGAUUCGAAGCUGGAGCUAGAUAUCGGAUGUAGCUUUUAUGAUUCAUGCAAGUUGAAUUGCUUUUGGAAGAGGAUACAAAUGUUUCUUGAAGACAAACUUGUAGGGCAGGAGAAAUGAUGCUGGGGAAUUACUACACACAGGCAGUACAUUGGCUCGGUUGCUGCAUCACAUGUUCGCUUGUUCUUGAAUCUGUUCCUGUUCAAAAUCAACACCAAAAUUGAAAGUGCAACAUGAUCCUGAUGCAAAUCCACUGAUCCAAACUUAUGUUUUCUUAAGGAUUAAUUUUCAAUGGUAAGAAACUCCGUAUGCUUAAAUGUCCACUGAUAAUCCUUCUACAAUCUCGACAUUUACUUUCUGUCAUGGAUUUAGCUGAACAUAGGAUAGGGAUCAAUAAGAUCAACAAAAGCAGAGUACUAACCUCAGUAACAAACAGGGCAUGGAAACCAUAUGGAACUCUCUUAGGUAAUUCGAUUAUAGCAACAGGAUCUGCUGACAUUGUUUUUGCGUCGAUUAUGUUCACUGCUGACUUUCUGCCCAAAUCAAUGUUAACUCAUAAGAAUGACGUUUGGUAACUAACCCAUUUUUUAAAAAAGAAAGUCGAAGCUUGAGUUAUUGCUAAACUAGAAUAUUUGAAAUGAAGAACUAGGAGAAGAAUGAGGAGACAUUUCACUUAAAGUAAAAAUCACUACUGUCCUCGCCCGUAACUAGUAAAUUUUUUGAAGUUCAUUCGACCACGAUUUUGUAUAGCACUUUUAUUACUUACUUUUUAGUGAUGCAGAAAAUUCAAUGCAAUACUUACCCUUCUGCUGCUUGUGGUCAAAGAGUUCAUAGAAAAAAAUAUGAAAAAAAAGCUGUAAGACUGCAAGAGGUAUCUUACCCUGUAUUCUCAUCGUGUACGAAGAAAAUCAAGUAGCCAUCAUCUUCCUCUGUUGAAGUACCAGGCUGACGAGGGACAAAGACGGCCUCAGAUCCAAAUAUUCCUGGCCCAAGAUGAAAGAUCCCUUUGACAUUGCCUCCAACUUCAAGUUUAACUCUUCCAGGAUCCGGUUCCUCGCCACCAUUGACCAUUUCGAGAUCUAUAUCCUCGAAUCGACAAGUGAUCAAAACAACUUCGUCUCCUUCCUCCCAAGCAUUUGCUGACAAAGAAUUCAGAGUCGCAAGAGUAAAGUUGCUCACCGUUGUGAAAUAUGAAGCAGUUGGGAAGCUCAAACCACUUUAUUAGAAGCUCGUUUUUUGCAUAUCGAGGGAGGAUCCCAAAUCGUGCAUUCUUUGUUUGAUCAAAACUAAAGAUAAAUUUGUUAUCCUUCACCAUUUCCUGAUGAAAUUAUAUGAAUAUAAGCAACAGUUAGUGUGCUGAUUAGCUAAUACAAUGCAAACAUCGAUAACACAGAUUGUUGUAUAAUAUGACUAUGGUAAUAAAGUACAUUACGUUA
Messenger RNA from Andrographis paniculata, 3481 nucleotides. RefSeq names its product nuclear transcription factor Y subunit A-4-like. The transcript has 10 exons. NCBI's taxonomy places the organism in Eukaryota, Viridiplantae, Streptophyta, Magnoliopsida, Lamiales, Acanthaceae. Gene Ontology annotation, cellular component: CCAAT-binding factor complex. Gene Ontology annotation, biological process: regulation of transcription by RNA polymerase II. The record is from RefSeq and is a predicted model, not a curated record. Gene Ontology annotation, molecular function: DNA-binding transcription factor activity, RNA polymerase II-specific; RNA polymerase II cis-regulatory region sequence-specific DNA binding. The coding region runs from base 356 to 1279 and encodes 307 amino acids.